Messenger RNA from Cyprinodon tularosa, 2313 nucleotides. RefSeq names its product cyclin Pas1/PHO80 domain containing 1 (gene cnppd1). The record is from RefSeq and is a predicted model, not a curated record. Lineage: Eukaryota; Metazoa; Chordata; Actinopteri; Cyprinodontiformes; Cyprinodontidae. Gene Ontology annotation, cellular component: cyclin-dependent protein kinase holoenzyme complex; nucleus. The transcript has 8 exons. The coding region runs from base 145 to 1419 and encodes 424 amino acids. Gene Ontology annotation, biological process: regulation of cyclin-dependent protein serine/threonine kinase activity. Gene Ontology annotation, molecular function: cyclin-dependent protein serine/threonine kinase regulator activity; protein kinase binding.
UAAACACCAGGCGGGUCUUGUCUGGACGUCCUCUGUCAGGGCGUGUUUCUAGCCAAGUUAAGCUUGGCAGGAAGCAGGGAUCAAGACGGGCAGACUUUAUUUCUCCCCCAAAUUCAACGGUCUAAUGCUUAAUUUACAGUAACUAUGGAUUUCAACGCUUUAUUCAACGAGCACACGUUUCAAUUUUCGGACUUCCAGGAGUUCACGUUUCUUCCUGGGCACCAAAAACUGACCGAGCGAGUGAGAAAAAGACUGUACUAUGGCCUGGACAAAGAUGUGUCACUAGAUGCCCUAUCUGCCCCUGUUACAGAUAUUGCUGUUGAAAUUUUCCAAAAGUCUGCUCCAAGUCCAAUCCGGAAACUCCAGAAGAAAUAUGCAGCUCAUGUUGCAAGGGAGGCUUGCAUCUCUCCAUGUGCAAUGAUGCUCGCUUUGGUUUAUAUUGAAAGACUUCGACACAGAAAUCCCGAGUACCUGCAAAAGAUCUCCUCAUCUGACCUUUUCCUGAUCUCCAUGAUGGUUGCCAGCAAGUACCUGUAUGAUGAAGGUGAGGAAGAGGAGGUUUUUAAUGAUGAGUGGGGAGCAGCUGGGAAACUGGACGUUGAAACUAUCAACAACCUGGAGAUGAAUUUCCUGAAUGCCAUUGAGUGGAGCCUCUUCACCAAACCGAAAGACUUCUUUGAUUUACUCAGCCAGCUGGAAACCAGCGUUGCGGUGAAGCAAGGAAUGAAGCGUGGCUGGUUCACCUACACAGACCUGUGUGUGCUGCUGGAUCACUCUGCCUGGAGUCACGCCCUCACUGCCUUCUAUCAGCACUUUCUAAAGGUUUCCUGUAUGCUCAGCCUGGUCUACCUAACCAGUGUAGCUGGUCUUAUUGCCAGCAGCGCUGUCGUGCGCCAGCUCAGUUUGUCCAGAGGUGACCAAUCCCUACUUCCCUCGUUUAACGAAAUCGGUUUCACCCACAUCCAGACUUCCAAUCCAAAAGCUCAAGCCCACCGCCUGCCUUGUUGUGUUCUGACCAAUAAGUCUUUGAACAGUCACUCUGGUUCCCUUAAAACCAACCAACACGAGAGACAGAGAAAUUCCCCUUUGGUUUCAAGGAAAAGCUCAAUUUUGUGUCUUUGGGGUUCCCUUUUGGCCUCUGGUGGCCGUGGACAUCCUGGACAUAAGUCUGACUUGGAAAGUUCCUCCUCUUUUGGCUGUUUUGGAAACCUUCCUAAUCUUCAUUGUGUAUUUAGAAACACCUCAGCCCUCCUUCACAACGGUCCUGUUAAAAGCCAUCGUCAGCCGGGAUGGCAACCCUCUGCAGGAUCCAGUCUGGACUCACAAAUCGGGACCUUUCCGACCGUCGACCUGUCACCCUGCCGUCCUGAGCUUCUGCUGCCCGCAGACAAAUAUCAAGCUCUGCUCAUGCCUGGCUAGGGGCGACACUCUAAUUCAUGCUGGAAACACUUUGUUUUUGACUCACCAUUGUCUAAAAAAAGGCACGUUUUUAGAAUACAAAUAUAAAGAGGCACUUUUUCAAGGAUAAAAUUGGAUUUUUUUUUUCACAGCGCGGUGAUAAAUGAAAUUAUAUGCAGCAGAGAUUAUUUCUCUUUAGUUUUAUAUCUACUAAAAGAACUAAAAAAGGUGAGAAGAUUGCUUUCGUAUUGGAAUGAGCAGGGUUUGUUCUGAAUGUUUUGAGUUAUACACGGUAAUUGUAAUGAUGGUAACUGCUUGGGAGGUGAGCGUAUGUGUUUAAAAGUUGCUAAAGCAUAUCUUAAAGUUAAAAGCUUUUAUUUUACCAGCUGUGUAAGAAAGGAACAACCAAUUUAGGCGUUUCAUUUUGCUAUGUGUAACUAGGGUUACCAUUUAUUUUUCAGUGGAAUCAUCAGAUAUGUUGCAAGCACUGGUUUUAUUUUUUGUAACACCAUAUAGGUUGGGGUUGUCCCUGCCUUACUUCAUCCAAGAGAAGGGAUAGGAGAAUGGAAGCAGACUACUGAAUUAAAGCAUCAUCUGCAGAUCAAAAGGCACCUGAAAUAAGACAUCAUCUUAUAAUUUUCUUUAAUAUCUAGUAUUUUCUUUAUUUUUGCACCAUAUUUCACAAUGGUAAUAUGAUGUGACAAUCUUAAAGAUAGAUAUUCCUGUUAGCAGGUUAAAGGUCGGCAUUGAAGAUUUGGCCUCUUUGGGUUUUCUUUGCGGCUCGAUUGGUUCUGUCUGGCACAACAAGAGGCUAACUGAAGUGUUUUAGGAUCUGGAAUUUGCACAUUUUGCGGAAAUACACCAUUAGAUUACCUUAUUGCUGCUUUCUUCUGCAUUUAAACGCCACAGAAGGAG